UGCCUUCAACACUCAAUUGGGCUGGCAGCUUCCCACUCAUCUGAUCAUCUCUCAUGUUUUUUUUUUCAGAUUUAAUCUCCAUUCCAUGAAAAAAGAAACCUCCAAUGAUAUUCUCUCUCCUCUUUCUAUGUCUAAACCUCUCUUCUCUCUUCCGUUUCUCCUCUGCCAGAGGCGCCCAACUCCGCACUUACAAUCAAUCAGGUUAUGAUGACAGAAAUUAUGAGAAUUCUGGGAGGCGGAUGUAUUCGAUGAACGACUUUCAAAUGACUGAGGAAGAUUACAAUGCGAGGCUUGAAAAGUUAGCAAAAGGCUACAUGAGUAACUCUGAUCUUCAGGAGGCAAUGCAGGAAUUUAAUAGCCGCUGUCCUAACAUCUCCAGAGUUUACAGCAUCGGAAAGAGUGUAUUCGGAGUUCCUCUGUUGGCUAUGGAAAUUUCUGACACACCUGGGACUAUUGAUGCUGAGCCUUCUUUUAAGUUUGUUGGAAAUGUGCACGGUAAUGAACCUGUAGGCCGUGAACUUCUGUUACUUCUAGCAAAUUGGCUGUGCGAUAAUUAUUUGAAGGACUCAUUGGCAACCACAAUUGUAGAUGAUGUCCACCUUCAUAUACUUCCGUCCAUGAACCCUGAUGGUUAUGCUCUGAGGAGGCGCGGAAAUGCAAAUAACAUUGAUUUGAAUCGUGAUUUUCCAGACCAGUUCUUUCAUAUGAAUGAUGAUAUGGACUUGCGGCAACCUGAAACAAAAGCCAUGUUGAAAUGGAUGAAAGAUAUACACUUUACAGCAUCUGCCACUCUGCAUGGGGGAGCGUUGGUUGCAAACUAUCCAUGGGAUGGAACUGAAGAUAAAAGGAGAGAUUACUUUGGGUGCCCAGAUGACAAGACUUUCAGAUUUUUGGCCAGUUUAUACAGUAGGUCCCACUACAAAAUGUCUCGGAGCAAGGAGUUCCCCGGUGGAAUUACAAAUGGUGCAUUUUGGUAUCCAUUAUAUGGUGGCAUGCAAGAUUGGAAUUAUAUUCAUUCUGGCUGCUUUGAACUCACUCUCGAGAUUAGUGAUGAAAAAUGGCCUGAUGCUAGUGAGCUUCCAAAAAUAUGGGAUCAUAACAGAAUGAGCAUGCUAAAAAUUGUUGGGAGCAUAAUUAAGACUGGAAUACAUGGACAAGUUUUUUCAUCAGAUGGAAAACCUUUGCCUGCAUCAAUAGCUAUCCAGGGAAUAAACUACACGAUUGCUGCUGGCAAGAAGUUCGGUGAGUACUACCGAUUGCUGGCACCUGGUGAAAAAUAUGAAGUUAUUGCUAGCAUGCCCGGUUACAGGUCGAAGAGGGCUUGUGUUAUACUUGGUGAAGCAGCACAGACAGUAGAUUUUGUUCUUGAUUCAGAGUCGAGUAGCAUCUACAAGGAUGGUCCAGUUUUGGAGGAUUCAGGUUGCUAUCCAGAGAGCAAGACUGGUCUUCAGGCAGCCGAUUUAUUGCCUGCGACGCAGUUGGAAUUUUGUCUGCUGUUAUUUGUAAUGGCAGGAUUUCUUUGCUUCCUAAUGAAGAGGAGGGCAAGAAGGAACGAAAAACAGAUAUCUGUGCCCAGACGAGCAGCAAUGGUCUGAGAAAUUAUUAUUUUGUUAGUUGUAAGUUUGUAACUCAUUAUUUUUAUAUAGAUAAUAAUAAUAGUAUCCUUGAAUAAGGGAAAGGUAUGUUUACUAUAAUAUCAGACAGUUGAAAGUGAAAGAAAUCAAAUUAAAU
This is a messenger RNA of Salvia hispanica, 1731 nucleotides long. RefSeq names its product carboxypeptidase SOL1-like. Gene Ontology annotation, biological process: protein processing; peptide metabolic process. Lineage: Eukaryota; Viridiplantae; Streptophyta; Magnoliopsida; Lamiales; Lamiaceae. Gene Ontology annotation, molecular function: zinc ion binding; metallocarboxypeptidase activity. The record is from RefSeq and is a predicted model, not a curated record.